AGAAAUGAAUAAUUAUGAUAUUUGUAUCUGUCUAAACAAAACACGAGUGACUAAACGACUGAAAGACAACGUUUUCACUCUUUGUAACUCGGCGCCACAUGCUCGCGAAAAUGAUGUGCCAAUCGUCUGUAGAAAUACACUUAUGUGUAUAACUCUCCAAAAAUAUGGCUGCAGGUUGUGUGAGACUGGUCCUCUGUCAUGCAGUGAAAACCGUGUACGGUGGCACUUUCGGAUACAGGACAGCAACAGCGCGGACGCUCAUCAGUAACGAAAAGACAUUCAUCUUUGCCAGCGCUCGGCGAUGGUCUUCCUUGGACACAGAAGCGGACGAUACAAAUCCUGCACCACAGAAGAAAAAAAAGCAGGAUCCUAGGGCCCGGACCACAAUCUCCAGUGUUGGCCGUAAGAUCCCGCAUCGGGAGAUCCGUGUGAUCAGCGAGGCGGGAGAAAACUUAGGUGUCAUGCACCGUGGAGAUGUGAUCCGACUGAUGGAUGAGAAAGGACUCAAACUGGUGCUCCUUGGUGAACAUCAGGACCCUCCGGUCUAUCGUCUGAUGAGCGGCAGACAGAUCCACGAAGAGCAGAUGAAGAUGUGGGAGAAACAGAAAACCAAAGCAGCUCCAGUGCAGGUCAAAGAGCUCAGCUUCUCAUCUGGCAUCGCUUCUCAUGACCUGACAGUCAAACUGAAGCAAGUGGAGACCUGGUUGGAGAAGAAACACCAUGUUAAGAUAACACUACGCGUGGGACGCAACACACCUACAAGCAACCCGGAUGAUAAUCUUCAGAAGAUCGUGGAACAAAUGGAAGUGAUGGUGGGAUUUGUUUCCAAGCCAAAAGUGAUACGCGACGGUCAAGCGGCCAUGUGUGUCCUCCGGCCACCUUCAGCAAAGGAACUAUCAAAAAACCAAAAAGAUCGGACUUCAUUGCCACAGUCUGAUAGCUCACAGCCUAACAAGGAUGAGCUGUCACCUCCUGUCAUAAAAGAGGAGUCUCUGCAACAGUGACACAUGAGAAAUAGAAAUAAAACCUAUUUGCAAGUCAAUAUUUGUGUUGGCAUGAAACAAAUAUCAUGCAGUAACAUUAAAAAGAACCAAUGAAGAGACUCGGUAAGUCCACUUGGGCCUUUACCUCAGUGGUAAUGUGACUGUACUGUGACUUAAAGGGAAUUUUGCCCAACGCCACAAUCUCUGUGUGAGACAUAAACACACGUCUUUCCAGCUAAACAGCUAAAAAAAAGACUUAGCUAACAAUGCAUGUAAUGUGAAACACCAAGCUAACCAAGCUACAGCGACAUUGUUAUUAUUAUUCAUUGUUAUUAACGUUGUCACGGUGAUGGAACUACAUUACUGCCGCAUUGACACUUAGCCACAGCACAUCAGUGCCUCAGACUUGGAAAAUGAAACCAGGAAAAUGCAACAAAAUGGUUGGCUGUGAAACACACAAGUGUAUUCAAGAGUCAAAUUGCUUGUUGAGUACGAUAAAUUUGUACAUGUUGGCAAGUCUGCACUAACAUUAAGUGUAGAGAAGCAUUGCUUUAAGCCGAGCGGAGAUACUCUGAGCGGGGGAAAUGUGCGAAUUCAGCAAUUUUUACUCAUGAAAAUGUUGAUUGAAAAGUACAUUUCUAACUAAGAAUUAGUUUUGUGUUAUUUCGUGAGAUGUGUGUGAGUGAUGGGGAGAAAAGCUCAGAGAAGUCAAAAAUAAAAUUUUUUGCAGUCUUAUAUUCAUGUCAAUAUGGUAGUGAAUAAUAUAAGUUGCCUGACUGUUUGGCAUGUUUCUUGGAAAAAUGUUUUUAAACAACAUCAAAGGCCAAAAAAAAAUAAUCACAGCUGUAUAUGUGAGUGACGGGAAGAAAAGCCCUGAGAAAAGUUGUGUGGCGCAAAAUUACUGUUUACGCCGUACAUUGUUCAUAUCUGAUGUCAUCUAUUUAUUCUCCACACUAUUAUUUAUUAUUAUAAAUUAAAUUAUAAAUUAAUAAAUAUAUUAAAUAUUAAUAAAUAGAAUAAAAAUAUUAAAUAAUAAAUAUAAAUCUAUCCAUCCAUCCAUCCAUCCAUCCAUCCAUCCAUCCAUCCAUCCAUCCAUCCAUCCAUCCAUCCAUCCAUCCAUCCAUCCAUCCAUCCAUCCAUCCAUCCAUCUAUCCAUCUAUCUAUCUAUCUAUCUAUCUAUCUAUCUAUCUAUCUAUCUAUCUAUCUAUCUAUCUAUCUAUCUAUCUAUCUAUCUAUCUAUCUAUCUAUCUAUCUAUCUAUCUAUCUAUCUAUCUAUCUAUCUAUCAGGGUAGUUGAUUAGAGAAAAAAACUAUUGACACCGCCAUGUAUCCGGCCUUUAUU
Messenger RNA from Doryrhamphus excisus (bluestripe pipefish), 2324 nucleotides. It is a transcript of the gene mtif3, whose product is annotated as mitochondrial translational initiation factor 3. Lineage: Eukaryota; Metazoa; Chordata; Actinopteri; Syngnathiformes; Syngnathidae. Gene Ontology annotation, biological process: ribosome disassembly; mitochondrial translational initiation. Gene Ontology annotation, cellular component: mitochondrion. Gene Ontology annotation, molecular function: ribosome binding; translation initiation factor activity. The record is from RefSeq and is a predicted model, not a curated record.